GUCCAACACGUGUGCCACUGCCACACGGCUUUUUCGUCGGUUUCAGUGCUGAUUCGCGCCACUUCCCCUACCACUCUCGCCAACCAACAACGUCUCAGCUCCUCGUUGCCACACGCACGCGACCGCACACACGCACGCUCACAUCACCAAUACAAAGAUGGCUCUCACCAAGGACGAGUACGACUACCCUUCCAGCGACGAGGCUGAGUACGACUACCCUUCCAGCGAUGAGGGUGACGUCGACGUCCCCGCUGAGAUGACCGUCUUCUUCGGUCGCACCCUCCACGCCAAGGAGGAGGAGCUCGCCGAGGGCAGGAUGGGCGAGACGCUCGUCAUCAAGCAGUUCACAGUCGACUCCAGCUGCAAGGACGACGUUGUCACGGUCCAGGUUGAGCUCCCAGAGCAGGAGGUCAAGUUCCAGGUGUGCCACCUUCGUCCCGGCACUGUCGACCAGUUCAACACAGAGCUUGUGUUCGACGAGCCCGUCUCUUUCUCCCUCGUUCGCGGCAAGGGCCCCGUGCACAUGAUUGGCAACGUGGUCAUCUCCACCGGCCUGAUGGACUAUGACUCUGACGAUGAGGAUCUCGACUCUGACGAGUCGUACGUCGCUUCCGAGGAGGACGAGGAGGAGAGCGAUGAUGAGAACCUGCCCCGCAUUGAGGAUGUGACGGGUAUGGACGAGGAGGAAUCCGAGGAUGAGGAGGAAGAGGCUCCCCAGCUCGUCAAGUCCUCUGGCAAGCGCGGUGCAAGCGCGGGCAAGUCUGCCGCCAAGAAGGCCAAGGCCAUGAUUGAGGAUGACGAGGACGAAGAGGAGGAGGAGGAAGAGGAUGAGGAUGAGGAUGAGGAUGAAGAGGACGAGGACUUUGACCUCGAAGAUGACAACGAGGAUGUGAAGACCAAGGUGAAGCAGGCUGUGACCAAGGCCACCCCACAGAAGAAGCAGAAGCAGAAGGCCAAGUCCGCUGCCACCACCCCGGCCAAGAACAACAAGGCCGCCAAGGCCGUCAAGUCGGCUGCCAACACCCCCGCAGCGAAGAAGGAGGGCUCCAGCCUCUCGGUUAACGACAUGCUGAAGAAGGUGCUGGCGUCGCCCAACAAGCCCAAGAAGCAGAGCAAGUUCAAGAACUUCUGCAAGAACAUGUUCAAGGCGGAGCCCGACGAGGCCACGCUCGAUGAGCUGUGGAAGAAGUACUCUGCCAACAUCAGCAAGUAGACCGGCCUGAUGUGGCGUGUGCUUGUGUUUGUUUGUGUCGCUCUGUGUGCAUGCAGCUCAGCUGUCCACGCUUGCGUUCCAGCUGACAUGCCAUGUAAGCAACAUGACACAAGGCCUCCCUGCUCGCGCGUGCUUGAGUCAAGCUCUUCCUCCAACAUCAAUUACAUGUCACACCACGUGUCCCAGUGUCCCGUCACCCACCCUUUCUUCUCUUGUUGUUGUUGUUGUUGUUGUUGUUGUUGUUGUUGUUGUUGUUGUUGUUGUUGUUGUUGUUGUUGCUGUUGUUGUUGUUGUUGUUGUUCUUCUACUACUACUACUGCUGGCCACAUUCAAUCACUCUCAAUGAAUAAUUUGACCGUC
Messenger RNA from Salpingoeca rosetta, 1573 nucleotides. RefSeq lists its product as uncharacterized. NCBI's taxonomy places the organism in Eukaryota, Choanoflagellata, Craspedida, Salpingoecidae. The coding region runs from base 158 to 1213 and encodes 351 amino acids. The record is from RefSeq and is a predicted model, not a curated record. Gene Ontology annotation, molecular function: histone binding; chromatin binding; RNA binding. The transcript is spliced from 10 exons. Gene Ontology annotation, biological process: chromatin remodeling. Gene Ontology annotation, cellular component: cytoplasm; nucleolus; nucleoplasm.